AUGCAAGCAUCCCAGCAUGUGAAUCAGACGUUUGGAAUCCUUGCCGGAAUCGCCGACACAAUCUUUAGAGAAUCUGAGCAUCUGAUUCAUUUUUCCGAAGUUAAGGCCGGCGAUGUCUUUAGAAAGUUUCACGGAGAGGUGGCGUUACAAAAAGUCGCAAUGGAAAUGAUGCAUUCAAUGGCCUUUCCGAAACCAUUCCUUCCGAAUCAAACCGUCCGUUUAUGUGAAGAAAGACUGGUUGCCAUGAUCCACUGCAAGUUCACCUUGAGAAAAAAUCUGCUUCGAUCAGAAAAUACAAGCUGUGGUCCCGACCAAGACUAUGAUAGACGGCUGAAGCUAGCAUCCAUGGAGUCAUUCUACUUUGCCAGCGCUGGAAAAUUAGUUUGA
Molecule: messenger RNA, 387 nt
Organism: Cylindrotheca closterium
Lineage: Eukaryota; Bacillariophyta; Bacillariophyceae; Bacillariales; Bacillariaceae
Source: the annotation of a GenBank genome assembly